This is a messenger RNA of Siniperca chuatsi (mandarin fish), 4042 nucleotides long. RefSeq names its product microtubule-associated protein 2 (gene map2). Lineage: Eukaryota; Metazoa; Chordata; Actinopteri; Centrarchiformes; Sinipercidae. Gene Ontology annotation, cellular component: neuron projection. Bases 195 to 2435 code for a protein of 746 amino acids. Gene Ontology annotation, biological process: microtubule cytoskeleton organization; neuron projection development. The record is from RefSeq and is a predicted model, not a curated record. Gene Ontology annotation, molecular function: microtubule binding. The transcript has 13 exons.
AGAGAGAAGAGAGGGAAAAGAAGGAGCAAGAGGAGAGAGAAAGGAAUGAAAGAGAGAAAAAAGAAAGAAUAGCGAAAGAGCUGAAAGAGAAGGAAGAUAAAGAAAAGCUAGAGAAGGAACGAAAAGAGAAGGAGGAGAAAGAGAAGAUAGAAAAGGAACUGAAAGAGAAGGAAGAGAGAGAGAAAGUGGCUGAGAUGGACAAAAAGUUUGCAGACAAACCUGAGGAGAUAUUAAGACAACCAGAGGGAAAGGUUCCCAUGCAGCCUGUGGAGAAAGAAGCUGAAAAACCUGUGGAGGCAGAGAAGGAGCAAGAGGAAGGUGAGGAAGAUGUGUUAGAGAAAGCAGGGGCAGGAGCAGAGGCAGCAGUGGUAAAGGAGAUCCCAGAGACUCGUGCUGCCAUCGAAUCAGUGGUGACAGUUGAAGACGAUUUUAUCACUGUGGUCCAGACAAUCGAUGAAGCAGAGGAGCCAGGACACAGCGUUCGUUUCUCUGCUCCACCUGAGGCUGAAGCCCUUGGUGUCGCUGGCCAGAAGGAGGAAGAGGAGGAAGAGGAGGAGUCUUUGGAGUUGGCCCAAGAAGCAGACAUGGAGGCUGCCAGUCUAGAGGAGGUGGGUGAUGUUCCUGAGACCCCUGCCUCCCCUGAUAAGGAGGCUCAAACCAUAGAAACUGAAGAACCAACAGAAAGUUACGAUAGAGAUGAAACCACAAUGGACGACUCCAUCCUGGACAGCUCCUGGGUUGACACACAAGAUGAUGAUAAGAGUAUGGUAACAGAGCAGAUUGAGCCUUUGCCCAAGGUCCCCACUCCAGUCAAAACAUCUGCUGUGGUCCAGAACAAGCAGACACAACAGAAGAAGACAGAGAAACAGGAAAAGCCGGUCAAACCAAAGGCCAAGGCAGGGCGGGCUAAAGGCCGAAUCUCCACACCAGAACGCAAACCUGUCCGCAAAGAGCCUGUCUACAUCCCCAGAGAGGAAGUCAAAAAGAAAAAAGCUGUGAUAAAGAAGACUGAGCUUACCAAAAAAAUGGAGACUCAGACUCAAUCCCCAUCCAAGAGGAGUGUGAUGAAACCAGCCAUCCGCCACACCCGCCCCACUCAGCACCACUCCUGUCCUAGAAGGAGACCCACAGAGGCGCUACCAGACAGUCGUCAGCCUCUCAGUGUUGCCAGACAGUCUCGCGACAGAGCAUCGUGCCAUGCCCAUCGUUUGCCACUAACAAAGAUCCCCACCUCCAUAUCCAGACUGGCUGCCUCAUUAGAUAGACCUCGCCCAUCCUCAGCAGAGCCUCAAGGCUCAUCCGUAUUACAGAGACUCAUAGCCAAGGACGGUGGGUCAUGGAGCCCUGACACGAGGUCCUCUCUGCCACGGCAUGCCUCCAUUCUGAGUCGCCGUGGAUACCAUGACCAAGAGGAGAGCUCCACCUCCAUCACCAGCUCCGGCUCCACAGCUCCUCGCAGACCCACAUCGUUUCGCACAGAGAUGAGGGCGGAGCACAGGACAGGACGAGCCCCUAGUAUGGCAGUUACAGAAACAGUGCGCUCCCGUUCAGCUCGCAGUGGCCACUCCACUCCCCGCACCCCUGGCUCCACAGCCAUCACCCCAGGAACCCCUCCCAGCUACUCAUCAUCCUCAAGGACGCCUGGAACCCCACGCUCCCUGAGCUUGAUUUCCCAGGAGAGGAAGGUGGCCGUGGUCCGCACCCCACCCAAGUCGCCUGCAACCACGCCCAAGCAGCUCCGCAUCAUCAACCAGCCACUGCCUGACUUCAAGAACAUCAAGUCCAAGAUUGGCUCCACAGAGAAUAUCAAGUACCAGCCUAAAGGAGGACAGAUUCAUAUUUUAAACAAGAAGCUGGACUUCAGUCACGGACUGCCAAAAUGCAGCUCCAAGGAUAAUCUGAAGCACUCUCCCCAUGGAGGAAAUGUUCUCAUCCCCAGUGUUAAGCUGGACUAUAGCCAUGUUCAGUCUAGGUGUGGGUCCUUGGACAGGCGGGGCUACUCGGCAGGAGGUGGAAACGUGCAGAUACAGAACAAGAAGAUUGACUUGAGCCAUGUGACCUCUAAGUGUGGCUCUCUAGACAACAUCCAUCAUCGGCCAGGGGGCGGUAACGUGCGUAUAGAGAGUAUGAAGUUGGACUUUAAAGACAAAGCCCAAGCCAAGGUGGGUUCCCUGGAUAAUGCUCACCACAUUCCUGGUGGAGGCCAUAUUAUGAUUGAGAGCCACAGGCUGAUGUUUCGCGACCAGGCCAAGGCACGAGUGGACCACGGAGCUGAGAUCGUUGUCCAGUCACCGGGCCUGUCCGGCUCUGUGUCUCCCCACCGCCAACGGGAGAGCCACCAAUCAUCCUCUGGCAGUCUCAACAUGAUGGAGUCGCCGCAGUUAGCAACCCUGGCUGAGGAUGUCACUGCAGCUCUGGCCAAGCAGGGUUUGUGAACACUGGAUCUCUGGAUUCCUGCUCUGCACCCUGGACAUCCUGAUCCCUUAAAACUUUUCUGCCCACUCCUGCCACCCUGAGGCCAACCUGAGUUAAACCACAGCCUCUAAACAUCUCCACUUCAAAAUCCAUCACUCAACUCUAAGUAGAGACUCGAAUUAGGAGCUACUGUACUUUGGUCCUCUUUAUUUCCUGUCUAUUUUAAACUCAAAUAUGUGCUAUUUCUGAUUCAUUUUGUUGCCCUCUCUCUUUUUGAAUGAUGUUGCAUAGAAUAGUUCAGUCUGAGCACUGGUUAAGUAAUAUAUACAAAGUGGGGACCAGGUAUUGGCUUGACUGGUCCUGGAUCAGUGUUUUGAAGACGCUACAGCCUUUUUUCUACAUUAAAUAAGAAGUAAAGUGGCCAGCACACCAUGCAGCACGUGUUGUUCUUGCUCAGUAAACGUGCAUGGACGCCAAACCCCCUAACAAACCAAGCAUCCUGCAAGUCAUUCUUGUCAUCCAAUAUAUAAUAUAUUUAACAAAAAUAUAUAGAAACAUGUAUAAAAAUACAAGUUCUUUGCCAUCUACAUGUCCUAAAAACAUUUUGAAAGGAAGUGACAAUAUGGCUAUAAAAUAUACCUGUAAAAUUGCAUUACUGCAAGAAACAGGUCAUGUUAUGACAAGCAUGUAUUGAUUCUAAUAUUAAAAGAGGCUAUUUUGUAAUCUCAAGAAAGGAUUUUAGUAAGUUAUUUCCUCAAUUAUUGGAUAAAGAAUAAACAAGUUCAUGUUUUGUAGUUAUUAGUUGUUUACAGUGUAAUGCUUGGUGACAGUGUCAGACAGCUGAUUUAGUGUUGCUAAGGAAUGCAUCUCAGUCCUGUUGAAGAGCAUCAUACACUUGUACCUGCUCAGUAGUUCAAUAUAAACACCUGUUUAUAUACCAGGACAAUAUUAAACACCGGAGCUCAUUCCACAAACCUCCAUCCAAAAAGGAAACAGCUAAAAGUAUCCUGUCUUCACAGCUGCAGAUAUCCAGCUGACAUGAAUGAACAGUACGGACAUUCCUCCGCUAACACAGGCUGAUGUUGCGCUCAUCAGGACUGUCGGUUGUCUGAACCGCAGAGGAAGACGCUACCUGAGAUUUAGCAGAAGAUGAAGCUACUCUGAAAUCUGUCUGUGUGUGCGUUUUGGUGCAGAUCCCAUGCCGUUUUAUGACGUAUGCUACCGUAUCUGGAUGUUUUGUUGCAAUAUGUGGGAGACGAAAGUUGGAAAAAAAUAUUUUGAAAACUCCAUUAAAAAGACAAUUCAUGAAGAAAAAUAAAACAAGCCGAGGGAACUCGGAUCCUGUUACAAUUGUUAGGAAAAAGUGUUUGGGUGAUCUAGUUUCUUUUUCAGACACCAUUUGUGGUAUAUCCUGCCUUCUGCCUAAUUACUGCCCUCACCUGCAACUGUUUGUUUGCUUCUGUGUUUUUUCUGCAUACCCCAUCUCUGUGUGCCUCCUUCCCACCUCCUGCUCCACCCUACAGCAACUGUAAAUGUAUUUAAAAGGUCAAGUAGAUGUACGCAGUUUUUUUCUUGUUGAUAUGACACCAUUACAAUAAUUAAUGACAAUAAAAAGGACAAAAAGUGA